AUGCCUCCAAGAAAUGACAAGGACGGCGGUGAGGACAUCACCGUCGACCUCUAUCCAUUCAUUCGCGAGUACAAGGGCGGCCGUGUCGAGCGCUUUCUGCGCAGCCCAUUCGUGGCAGCGACGGAGGACCCGGCAGCCAACCGUGGAGUGGCGACGAGGGACGUCAUCAUCGACAACUGCACCGGCGUGUCAGCACGCCUCUUUCUGCCUUCCGAUGCUGCAGCCGCCGGCGAGAGGCUUCCGGUCAUCAUGUACGUGCACGGUGGAUCGUUCUGCACAGAGAGCGCAUUUGGCCGCACAUACAAUAACUAUGUCAGGUCCCUCGCCGCACAGACUGGGGCUCUCGUCGUGUCUGUGGAGUACCGUCUUGCACCGGAGCAUCCUGUGCCUGCGGCCUACGACGAUGCAUGGGCCGCGCUCCAGUGGGUGGCGUCCCUCUCAGACCCCUGGCUGUCUAGCUACGCCGACCCGGAGCGCACCUUCCUAGCGGGCGACAGCGCCGGCGGCAACAUCGUCUACAACACGGCGGUGCGUGCGGCUGGCCGCGGUACAAACAUCGUCGACAUCGAGGGGCUUGUCAUCGUUCACCCCUACUUCUGGGGGGUGGACCGGCUGUCCAGCUCCGAGACCGUCUGGGACGGCGUCGCCAUGUUUACGCCCGACUUUGUGGACAGGCUCUGGCCGUACGUCACGGCUGGCCAGCUUGACAACGACGAUCCAUGGAUAAACCCUCUGGACGGGGACAUUACCUCGCUGAUGUGCCGGCGUGUGCUGGUCGCCGUCGCUGAGAAGGAUAGCUUGUCUGGCCGUGGGCGCCGGUUGGCGGCUUCCAUGCGCAACCUCAUGUGGGCCGACGAUCAACACGCGGUGACAUUGGUGGAGUCAGAGGCCGAAGACCAUGGCUUCCACCUCUACAACCCCAUGCGUGCGACCAGUAAGACACUCAUGGAGAGUAUCAUACAGUUCAUAAACCAGCGCCCGGCAUUGCCGUUGCCGGCCGCUUUUCCGCCGGAACGGCACGAGCUGCAUCUGCAGGCAUGCCAAGGUAAGGAGCAGACUUCCUCCUCUGCCAUCCAGCCCAUUCUGGGUGUGCCUACCAGGCCCUAUGUGGACGUAUUUGGUUAUGGGGUGGCCAUGAAGGAUUCCAGUGGCCCAACAAAUACCACACGUACUAGUUGCUUGCAGAUUGGUGGAGAUGAACGAAGAUCAUCACCCAGGACUAGAAGAUAUGGGUUAUCUCUAGGCCACCCUAUAACAUCCAACAUGAGGUUCCCGUUAUCAGCAACGACGGCACCUGGGGGUGGUUUUGUUCGUUUUCACAAGUUCAUCAUCUAA
Aegilops tauschii subsp. strangulata is the source of this 1335-nucleotide messenger RNA. RefSeq names its product probable carboxylesterase 3. Gene Ontology annotation, molecular function: hydrolase activity. The record is from RefSeq and is a predicted model, not a curated record. NCBI's taxonomy places the organism in Eukaryota, Viridiplantae, Streptophyta, Magnoliopsida, Poales, Poaceae.